AUAAAAGGCAAAAUUAUGGCUAAAGUGGUAUCAUAGUUACAGCAACUUAUAUUGUAUCUGUUUGUAUCUGCUUGGAACCAAGCAUGAAAAACAAAACAAAUGUGUGAUGUUUGUGUUAUGUGUUUUGGGUGGAAAGUUUGCUGAUAUUAUUUCCACUGAGGUGAAAAUAGCAGCAUCACCGAUGGCCAAUCAAAUUGUCUUAAGUUUCUCCCCGCCCUCUUUAUAAACAUACAAUAAAGUGAAUCAUUUAUAUUCCCGACGACAAUGUGUCUUCACAUUAACAAAGCCUCAAGUGGAUUAAUGAGAAAAUGCUGAUCAUUUUUUACUUCAUGCUCUCUGUCGUAGUUGGACGAUGCAAAGAUAAUCUGAGUGUUGGAACAAGAACUGUUGCUGUUGGAGAAGAUGUGACCCUAACCUGCCCGCGUUCGACCUCUGAGCAUAGAUCAUCUCUGUACUGGAUCAGAUUUAUUCCUGGACACUGGCCUGAAUUCUUGGGAGGAACAUAUUCCUUCGAUUUUAGUGAUAGUAUAGAAACUGCUCAUAUUACAGCAAAACAAGAGACAAAAUCCUUUAUCUUGCACAUUAGUAAAGUCCAGCACGGUGAUGCUGGCCUUUACUAUUGCUUAAAAGUUAAUUGGCUCAACAUGACUUUUUUAACGGGGGAAUUUCUGAGAAUCAGUGGAAAAGAGUCAAACAUCACUACCAUUGUCCAGCACCCUCUACCUGAUCGAGUUCAUCCAGGAAGCCCAGUCUCUCUACAUUGUUCAGUCCUCUUUAACACUCAAGAUAAAACUUGUUCAACAGAUCAUAGGGUGUUCUGGUUCCUAGCUGCAUCAGAUAAAUCUAAUCCUAGUUUAAUUUAUGCUCCUGCAAACCCCGGUAGUGAAUGUAAGAACAAUCCUGAGGAUCAUUCUGGGCGAAAAUGUAUCUAUAGCUUCUCGAAGAACGUCACUGCUUCUGAUGUUGGGACUUACUACUGUGCUGUGGCCUCAUGUGGAAUGAUUUUGUUUGGAAAUGGAACCAAACUGGACAUAGAAGGUCCCAGCAUGUCAGAUUUGCAGAAGACAAAUGCAGUUUUUAUUGUGUUAUUUGCCAUUUUGACUGCAAGUGUGAUUAUUAUAUUCAUUCUCACUUACAUCCUCAUGAAGAAAACUUGUCACUGUUCAAAUGAUGCUAAAGGGGCUCAUGAUGAUCAGCAGAUUCAGCAGAGAGGCGAGAACUCGUUGGUUUACAGUGCUCCCAUAUUGACCAAAAGGAAAGCUGCCAAAAUAGAGAGAAGAAACAAAGAAACAUCAGAGGUUGUCUACAGUGGUGUCAAUUAAUUAGUACUUGAUUAAUAUCUUCAUAAAUCUGGUUGCUACUGGAAAUGUUUUUAUUUUUCUUCAAUUCUUUGAAAAAGCAUUUAACCAGGCUAUAUUUUGCCUGGUUAAAUGAAAAAUUACAAUGCACAGUGGUGAAAACUUUGUCUUGUUUAAAAACACCCUGUGUUUUUUUUUUUUUUUUUAUUGCUUAGCAUGGGUGUACUUGUGUGUAUUUCUCUGAUGCAUACUGACGUAUGAAUAAAUUGAAACAGUAAUCCUAAUAUUUUAUAAUGUGUAAUAUAACACACUUUCCAAAACUGUUUGGUUUAAAUAAAAAGAGUCAUUUGUUUUACUAUUGCUAAAUGGUAAAUACAAGUGAAAGAGUUUCUGAUUAAUGAGAUUGAUAGCCCUACUCUGUAAAAAAAAAAAGUAUCUGGAUUUUUUAAUCAAUUUUUAUUACAUGUGUUCAUGUGUGAUGGAUUUUUUUUUUUUAAGUUUAUUUUAAACUUUCUUAAUACAAUAUCUAAAUGUGUCUAAAACUGAAUAAUAAUUCUUUAAUUGGGACCUAGCAAAAUAGAUACACUGUUGGCCAAAGUUCACAUAAGAGUUCAAAGAAAAAUUUUAGAAAUCUGAAAAAGUAGGUAAGUUAUUUCCCGCCUUCGCAUUAUGAUCAUCAGAGUACAAAACAGUUCAGACCAUAUCAACUAAAAAAAAACAAAAACUAAACAAAUGUACAUGCAUGCCCAUGUUACACUUAAAUACGUGACCACUGCCUCUAAUGAGGCAGUUACCUCAUGAGAUGCUGUAGGCCUGAUGGGAGCAAAACAUUUUCAGGAAUUGAUUUUUUUUUUUCUCUAAAGAAAGUUACAAUUCAAAUUAAUCUUUAUAAUUUAUGUGUUUCUUUUUUUCUGUAUCCCCUUGGUAGCCUGGUUUUGGGUUGUGUUAUCUUGAUCUGUUCAGUCAAAUUCCUUAACAAAAUAAUAACAUUCUUGUAAAGUCUUUGGAAUCCACAAUUUCCUUCUUUAUAGACAACUGGAGAGAAAGCAGUACUGUUUGUAUGAAUCAGCAUUUAUAUUCAGCAAUAAAAAAAAUCAGCUAAUAAAACUAUACAUUCGCUGAAUUUGUUUCCAAAAUUGCCUUCAAAAUUGAUUACCACCAGAAACUCUUCUGCUUAGCAUUU
Molecule: messenger RNA, 2481 nt
Organism: Xiphophorus couchianus (Monterrey platyfish)
Lineage: Eukaryota; Metazoa; Chordata; Actinopteri; Cyprinodontiformes; Poeciliidae
Exons: 6
Coding region: 309-1322 (337 amino acids)
Biological process (GO): response to bacterium
Source: RefSeq, a predicted model, not a curated record